AUGAAUACUGAUAAUGAUUCGCAAAUAAAAGAGAUUAGUUCCCCAGAUGGAGCGCGGAGAGGCCAACCAGGACGUGACUCACGUGCAACGUUCACGCAAACGCACGCGAUGUGCAAGCAGUACUAUCGAUUUGCGUUGAACGAACGAACAACAAACGCUGCGCGUCUUUUUAUCAACGAAGUAAACUCAUCUGAUGUAUCGAUUUUGCAAAUUGCUAAUUUGCAGUUCGGUCGACUCGUUGGCAUAUCUGAUAUACGAUUUUCGUUGUAA
This is a messenger RNA of Dracunculus medinensis (Guinea worm), 270 nucleotides long. The record is from the annotation of a GenBank genome assembly. NCBI's taxonomy places the organism in Eukaryota, Metazoa, Nematoda, Chromadorea, Rhabditida, Dracunculidae.